UCCGCCGCUUCCGCUUCCUCAGAAGAGGGGGAGCAGCAGAGAAAUCAUUUCCGCUUCCGGUUGCCUUGACGUUCCCGCCUCUUUGAAUCCGGUCGGAAAGAAAGAAAGAAAGAACCAGAGCCUUGUAGGGGGAAAAAGAAAGAAGAGAAGCAGGCAUUAUCCAAGAGUCUGUGUGGCCUUUUACUUGUCAGAUGGACACCCGGUUCUGAAGAACUGUAAUACUCUCCUAGGAACAUUUGCAAGGCACUUGAAUCUUCCCUCUUCUGAGUCAGUUAUGUGAGCAGCGUAGGAAUGGAUAAAACUGCUGAUUGUAUGAAGAUGGAUGCUGGAGACUAUGGUUUAGCUAAUCACACUUCUGUGUUCAAGACUCUUCCUCUACAACAGAAUGCUCUCUCAGGGGAUCACCUUCCGUUGUCUGGCAACAAGUUUUUAUCUAACAAAUGUGACCGCCUGGAGAAACCUUUUACUUGUCCAACUGAAAAUGCCUCCUGUAGUUUCAGUUACUAUUCAGGACCUCCUUCACCUGAGAGCUAUCAAGAAGCAGGAAUGCCAAGACCAUUUGGAACAAGUGCCAAUGGACAAUGGAGGAAUUGUGAUUCUACCCUGGGUCGUGUUUUACAGAAGCCUAGAGCAAACCGCAGUGUGUAUUUUGAUGCACGCAAAAGUCAAAGUGGGACAUCAAAUUCCUUUGCAGGGAAAUCAAAUAUUUCUGCCUACGAAAAAUCCUUUCCAAUUAAGUCUGUUACAAGUCCGUCGUGGAGUGCUCCAUGCCGUCGCAGCUUACUAAGUCCCAAGAAAUCCCAAAGGAGAUUCAUCAGCACUGCAGAAGAAACAGUUCGAGAGGAAGAGAAAGAGAUUUACAGGCAGCUGAUUCAAAUGGUUACAGGAAAAAAACUCUCAAUCUCCAAGUCCUCUUCACUGAUGUCUCUCAACCUGCCCAGAUGUGCAGGUUCUGGUAAAAACCUUGUUAAAGAAGCUGAAAAUCAGCGUGGGAAACCUUUUGAAGCUUAUUGCCCUUCUGCAGGCAAGCAAUCAUCUUAUGUUCUUAGGACUCAAGAGGAACAUUCUCACAAACCGCUGCCACAUCCAGUACAUAAUUUCCUUUCACGUGUUACCUUUGAGCCCAAGGACACCAGUAUACCAGCUCGAGAAAAUAGUCUGCCUGUGCUGGAUGUGCAGGCUGAAGGAUCUGACUCUACCAUAAUGCUCAAUGGCCAAGACUUCAAAUCUCCAGCUCCAAGCACACCUUUCUUUGAGGCCGAAUUGUGGAUCAAAGAAUUAACCAGCGUAUAUGAUUCCCGAGCCCGUGAGAGAUUGCGACAGAUAGAGGAGCAAAAAGCUUUGGCACUGCAGCUGCAGAAGCAGAGACUGCAGAAACGGGAGUUUUUAGUACCUGAUUCAGUCGACUUACACCUGCGAGUACCUCUUGAGAAGGAGAUUCCUGUCACGAUUGUGCCAGAAGACACUAAGGCCACUGAUGGUGAAGAAGAGUUCCCUGAAAUUACAGAGGAAAUGGAGAGGGAAAUAAAGAGCGUAUUACGAAGUGGAAAUCAGGAUGAGGUGCUGAGUGAAGCCUUCCGGUUAACAAUAACUAGGAAAGACAUCCAGACCCUUAACAACCUCAACUGGCUCAAUGAUGAGAUAAUCAAUUUCUACAUGAAUAUGCUAAUGGAGAGAAGUAAACAGAGGGGCUUUCCAACCGUUCAUGCAUUUAACACAUUUUUCUUCACCAAGUUAAAAACUGCGGGGUACCAAGCUGUGAAACGUUGGACUAAAAAAGUGGAUGUGUUUUCUGUGGACAUCCUGUUGGUGCCUAUUCACCUUGGUGUCCACUGGUGCCUAACAGUUAUUGACUUCAGGAAAAAAAACAUCACCUACUAUGAUUCAAUGGGAGGAACCAACAGCGAAGCUUGCAAGAUACUGUUGCAGUAUCUAAAGCAGGAAAGCUUGGACAAAAAGCGGAAGGAAUUUGAUACCAAUGGCUGGAUGCAACUGAAUAAGCGGAGCCAGGAGAUCCCUCAACAGAUGAAUGGCAGUGACUGUGGGAUGUUUGCCUGUAAAUAUGCUGACUGCAUUGCCAAAGACAAACCAAUCAACUUCACUCAGCAACACAUGCCUUAUUUCCGGAAGCGGAUGAUCUGGGAGAUCCUCCAUCGCAAGCUGCUGUAACUGCAUGCCAGAUGCAGGACCCUACAGAGACUUAGAACCAGGCCUUUGACCUCCUCGGCCAUCUCCUAAAUGGGCAGCAUGGGUUUCCUACUGAAGCUUAUUAGACUGUACAAAACAUUUUGGGUUUUUUUUAAAAUGAAUUCUAUUUCACGGAGCAGUGUGCCAUGGAACCUUUUCAGAAGCACACUUGCCUUUUUCUAUCUUGAAAUCCUAUUUUUUACAAGUCACGUUGGGAGACACUGAGGAAUGCAGACUUUCACCUUCAAGGAGAUUUCUCUUUUUACAGUUUCUGCCCUUUCAAAAUGGUCGCCUCGUGCAAACAACUUGAGACCUGCCAUGCUUCAACUGUGUGGGGCAUUUGUACCAUUGUACUGUAUUUAUUUCACAUCAUUCAAUAAGGGCAGUGUUACAUGUUACAAUUGCUGCAUGUAGUCUUUCACAACAAAUGUCAUAUGGAAGUAAAACAUGCAUGUCCAUAUGUGUCUGGGGAAACCUGAUUGCAUGCAUGUGUGUAUGUGUGUUAUUUGUACAUGUUGCUGCAGAUAACAUAGAUAUUUCCACAGCAAUCAUAACAUGUUGUGAUAUUGCCCCGGUUCUUAAAUUAUUAGGUGGAAAUGGAAUUCCUUGAGAAUGGAAGUUCUAAUACAGUGGUCUUCAACCUUGGGUCCUCAGAUGUUGCUGGUCUCUUAACUCCCAUCAACCCCAGUCAGCUUAACUAAUGGUCAGGGAUGGUGGGAGUCCAGCAACAUCUGGGAACCCAAGGUUGAAGAACAGUGCUUAAUAGACACUAGCAGAUGAGAACAGCUUGUAGCACUUUUCACCAUAAUGGUGACCUUCUCUUCAGUUCUGUAACAAGAGAUGGUAAAUGGAAGAUGAGCAAUCCCUUUUCUUUUAUGCUCAAGCAGAGGAGCUUUCUAGCAUUCAAAACCCAUUCUCUCCUCAUGAAUUCUUAAUUAAUUCUCUUCUGACUCGAAAUCCAGGGCCAACUAUCUACCAUUGGAAAGGUGAGGCAACUGUCAGCAGAGGUGUCCUGUAUCCAGAGCUGUCAUCUUAGCUGUCUCCUCCACAACUGACUCUUCAAAUCAGACUGUAGAGCUGCAGACUGUGAUGUACUUUUGGGGCCUUAUGCCGAAAUGCCUGGGGUCAGACCCUAUAAAAGCCAGCAUUUCCCCCCUAACUACAUUAUUGGCCUAUUAGCAGACUAUGAGGAAAUGCUGACAUUAGGAAAGAUUGUUGCAUUCUUAAUACAGAAUUGGAUUUGUAAGCAACUAAGCUGCUACAAGUUGGAUGGAUGCUUAUCUGGCAGAUGAUGUUAUUGAUCAUCAAGCUCUUUGUAGAGUAUAGAUACAAUAUGACGUUUAAAGCUUUUUUAUAAUAUUGGUAAGCUGUUUUAUACCAUAUAUAUAUUUAUAAACCUUUCUCAAUGGUGCAGCAGUGAACAAAUAAGUGUCUGGGUUUUACAGCUCUUCUCCUAUGUUUUGUUUUAACUCCUACCACUGAAUUGGAAGCCUGACAGUCUCUUUUUCCCUCUUGCACCCCUUUCUGCUUCUGUUCCAGAUAGACAUUAAUGAUGGAGUGAAGGACCUCCUCAAUUGAAAUGCUCCCUGCUUUUAUGCAUUGAUGCAGGACAGUAUAUAAAUUCUAUUUAAUUUCUGUAUGUAACAAUGUAAGCUGCCUGCCACCCACAGCUUUAUAUUUACAUACAAGCAGGUAGAUCUUUUACAGAGCCCAAAGCACUUUGAGUCUCGCCGAUUGGUGUAACUUCUAGUUAAAUAUGAUAGGCACUGAAAAAUCUCAGAUCCCACUGAAAGAUCUCCUAUUCCACUGACCCAUACUACUGUCCUCUGUACACAAUUUCUGUGCAACUUAUAUUUGUUUCAGUGGGAACCCACUGUAAGCUCCAUUUAUAUUCAUGGACAUGGUACAGCAGCUAUAUUUCGUAUCUCUACCUGCUGUCAUCUAACCAAGGUGGGAUGCAGUUGGAAUUCAGGUGUAAAUGAUGUAGGACUAUUUACUAAGUUCAUAUGCCAGACAUACCUCUUGAUGUACCUUUUUUUAUUCUAAAGAAUAAAAAAAGUCCUCUUGUAUUUUUGCCAUCAGAUAGGGAACAUUUUAUAUAUUCUGUACCUGUAAAAAAUAGUUUUGUACAAAUUUCAUUGCACUUCCUUAAGUCGUGCUCUUCCUAGACAAGUUUGUACCUUUUUUUGCUGUGUGUUUUUUAUACCAGUCUCUUUGGUAACCUUUUUUUCUAUGUUUUUCUCCAAGUGAUGAUCUAAAAAAUCUGUAUUUUUUUUAGUAAUGUGUUCUUAAAUAAACCCAGCUGUUUAAAAAAAUGUAAACAAAAAUCUGAAGUCUGGUCUAUGGCAUCAUUUUCCCGCCCCUUUUCUCUUAUUGGGAUCUAGGGCAGAGACACACAUUAUCAGAAAUGAAGGGCUACUACCCAAGCAGCCCCUUGUCAAAUUCUUUCCCCACACUUCCUCUGUAACUUGCAUUAUAAAAUUUAUUUUAUUCUGCUGGCUGUUCUCUUCCCCUACAUAUCACUAGCUGGUGGGAUUGAGGAAAUAUUCAGCAGAAUGAAAUUGGGACAUAGAAUCAUAGAAUAGUACAGUUGGAAGGGGCCUACAAGGCCAUCAAGUCCAACCCCCU
This is a messenger RNA of Rhineura floridana, 4815 nucleotides long. RefSeq names its product SUMO specific peptidase 1 (gene SENP1). The transcript is spliced from 19 exons. NCBI's taxonomy places the organism in Eukaryota, Metazoa, Chordata, Lepidosauria, Squamata, Rhineuridae. Gene Ontology annotation, molecular function: deSUMOylase activity. Gene Ontology annotation, biological process: protein desumoylation. Bases 292 to 2169 code for a protein of 625 amino acids. The record is from RefSeq and is a predicted model, not a curated record. Gene Ontology annotation, cellular component: nucleus.